Molecule: messenger RNA, 2199 nt
Organism: Entamoeba invadens IP1
Lineage: Eukaryota; Evosea; Mastigamoebida; Endamoebidae
Exons: 1
Coding region: 1-2199 (732 amino acids)
Source: RefSeq, a predicted model, not a curated record
AUGGUUCAAAAAAUCAAUAUUCAAAAGUUGGAGUCCAUCUCAAUAAUUAUGAGUGACACACUUGAAGCGAAAAAGGCGGCUAUUCGUGCAAAGAUUGAGGCCGAGAUGCGAGAAAAGAGGAAGCUUGAGAAGGAGGCGAAACACGUACAACCGUCCUCUUCAAAAGAUAUGUCCACUGCAAUUGCAGAAAUGAAGAAAAAGGCAGUUGAAGAAGCAAAAGUGGAAGUUGAAAAGGAGUGGAAAGAGAAAUAUGAGAAGAAAAACGAAGAGCUUUCUAAAGCCUUAACAGAAAACACUACACUGAAGGCUACAAUACUUGAGUUACAAACUUCUGAAAAAUAUUCGAAAGAAGAAAACUCAAAAUUACUCGUCAAAAUCACAGAACUGGAAAAGGAAAAAGUGGACUUUGAGGAAUCGAACUCAAAAAUAAUUGCGACAUUCCAAAAAGAAAAUGAGGUUCUAAAAAUAGAUUUAUCGCAACAAAAAGAAAACAUUCAGAAAUUAAGCGAUGAAAAUGAGCACUUAAAAAUUACCCUUCAAAAAGUGGAAGACGACAAAAACAAAGAAAUUGCAGAUGAAAAAGAAACCAGUCGAAAAGCGAUAGAAAAGUGUGGAGAGGACUUUAAACAAAAAGAAAAGGAACUUCUUGAAGCAAAAACAAAAGAACUUGAACAAACCACCAAAGAGCUUGAAAAUGAAGCGGAGCAGAAAAUUGAUGAAUACGUUCGGCAAUUUAAAGAAGACGAGAAAAAAAGUCGCGAGAUGUGGGAAGAGAAAAAGAGUGAAGAGAUCAAAAGUGAGAUGAUGGAUAUGUGUAUGAAGUUACUUGAUGAAAUGGAAGAACAAACACGAACAGAAAUAUACAAUGAAGUAAUGUCUGAUUUAAUGAAUGGAAAACAAUUUGAUGUGAAACCAAAUACUGAAGAUUUGAAUGAAGAAUUAAAUGAAGAAGACGAAGCAGAGAUCGAAAGAAAAAUCAACGAAGAGCUUGAGAAGCAAGUCCGUGAGGAAGUAGAAAAUGAGAUGCAAAAGAGUCAACCCGAUGAUGAUCAGAAAGACCAGACAAGUAACAACAAUUCCUUAAAUUCUGAAAAUAAAAUGACACAAAAUGAUAGUUGCGAUAAACAUUGCGAUAAAACACUACCUUCAAAUUCUGAAACAAAAAUAGACGUAGCGAACGCAUCAAAUGUUGUGCUAACAAUAGCAGCUGACGAUUUAGCACCUCCGCCACUUGAUGAACAUAUAGUUGAACAAUAUAAAGCACCUCCAAACCCGCCAGAGUUAACAUUUGAACAACUUUCUCAACAGAAAAACGAUAUUCAACUUGAAGGAGGUGAAGUACUUAACACACAAAACAAGGUAGAGACCUCCCCACAACCUCUCCAUAUGAAAAGUGAAUCAAUUACGACUGUCGAAGAUAUCAAUAAUCAAAAAACAUCAAAUUAUUUGGACACAAAUGAUAUACCAACUAACGCAACAGAAAAACAACGUCGUUCGUCAUUUGGUAUUGAAGAGUUGACCGUCGGAAGCGACUUGAUGUACUUCCAAAUCCGUCCCAAUGGCAAGAAAGGGCGAUACCCCAUUUCAAAGAACUUUUUCGAGUUCAACUCGAGUCUUCCAACACAAAACGAGAACUCCACUGUCCUUUGUACUGCUGGAACUUCAGAGAAUGACCCACAACAAGCGGUAGAAACUCAAGACGAGAAAAAAACAAAAAUAGGAGUGCGCGGAGGGUUUCCUCAUGGUUUUAACCCUGCCGACAUCAAAUUGAAAAACACGGGCGGUCUCCGUCGUAAAUCUUUUUCACAACAAUUCAAAGAAAAAGUGCAACCAAUGCAAAACUUGGACCCAAAUGAACUCGUCAAAAAACAGGAAAACCUCAAAGAAAAUAUUGAAGCAAAAAAAGACUCAAAAGACGUGCAGAGCUCCCCACGCGUCAAUAAAUUCAUCGGAAGAGUCCAAACAGCACAAAACAAUUCAUCACCAGAAAAGUCCGAGAAAGACGAGAAGAAAGAAAAACACACAACUCCUCCAAAACCAGCCGGCGUGGCUCCGCCACUUGAAAAAGGAAAAAAGGAAAAGUCAAGAGACUCAAAGGGAAAAACAGACGACGUAAAGGCGGCCGAAAAAGAAAAAGAGAAAACUGAAAAAGAAAAGAAAAAGGAAAAAAAGAAAGAUAAAAAGAAAAAAAUAAAAUAA